UUCGUCAAAGUCGUACGGACGGAUAUUCCGCUGAAUCAAUACCUCGUUGGUUUCAGAGACAGUCACCUUCGGAUCUAAGAUGAGAUCGCUACGCUUGCUUUGAUUUUGUCUUCUCCAUCAUCGUUUUCUAUUCUCUUCUUCUUUUCGGGAAUCAUCGUUUUCUUGCACCCAUAUCUGAUACCAUGAGGAAGAAACUCGAUACCCGUUUCCCCGCUACUGUUAGGUAAUACCCUCAGAGAGACAGAUUAGUUAAACGUAAUGGAGCAGAUUGUAGAAUGACAUUGUCCAAAAUGAAGUCAUGGAUGUAAGUGUCAAGUUUUUUUGCUUGUUGUUGUGAUCAUAUAUGCAGUGGGCCGUGGCAAAAUGGUGGCAAAUGUUUUGCAGAAAUGUGCUGUUUUUGCUGUCAUAUAGUACAUUUGUUGGACCAGAGUGCUCACAUAUUUAAGGCUCGGAUAAAGAAAAUAAUGCAAGCAGAUGAGGAUGUUGGAAAGAUAGCACUAGCAGUUCCUGUUUUAGUAUCUAAAGCUCUGGAGUUAUUCUUGCAAGAUCUUUGUGAUCGCACCUACGAAAUAACUCUUCAGAGAGGAGCAAAGACCAUGAAUGCAUUGCAUUUGAAACAUUGUGUACAAAGUUAUAAUGUCUUUGACUUUCUGAGAGACAUUGUCAGCCGGGUUCCUGAUUAUGGGCAUGGACAUGGCCAUGGCCAUGGCCAUUCGGAGGUUGGGGCUGAUGAUCGUGCCCUUCCAAAGAGAAGGAAAGCUGUUGGUGAUGAUGGCAAUGAUAGUGAUGAAGAGACUAAGAGGAGUAAGAUGCAUGAGUUGGGGCACACUGGUACUACUGGUAGGGGAAGAGGCCGAGGUAGAGGAAGAGGCCGUGGUCGAGGAGCUCGAAAUGUAGAAAGAGAGGCCAGUCAUCAGCAGGUUGAAUCUGAGCCUUGUACCUCAGUCCACCAAAGUAGCAAAGAUAUUCCUAAUACAACUGUAGCAAUAGAUGAUCCAGAAUCCAAGGAGUUAUCAAAGGAGAACACUGCAGUUUCUGAGGAAAGUACUCAAUCUUUCCGUAACAUUGAUUUGAAUGCCAACUUAAAUGAAAAUGAAGACAAAAAUACCAGCGUAGCAGCUCAGGCCUCAUUGCCUGAACCUGCGGCAACAGAAAUUAAGCAUGAAGAAAUUCCGGGUUGGUCCCUUUCUGAUGUGGACAAGAUGGCCAUUGACACUAUGCAGCUUGCUAACCUUGGCAAUAGGCUACAAGAGGAUGAGGAAGAUUAUGAUGAGGAAGGAUAAAUAAUCUACACUUUGGGUGAUUCGUGCUAAAAAAGCUUGUGAUAACAGAAGAAUAAGUACAUACUUAUGCUUUGAUGACUAUAGUAAUCACCUGCAUGAGUCACAUGCUAAAUAUAUGAUCAUCCCUUCUUUAUCUGGUAUGUAUCUGUUUUCGUGUAGCAGAUGUAGCUUUUUUCUCUUUUUAGCAGUAAUGUUAGCUUCUUGCACUUUUAGGCUUUAAAUGGAUGUUUGUUGACAACCACCCUGCUAGUACAGGGUCAAACACUUGGUAAAGCUUUAGUUACUAGUUGAUUU
Abrus precatorius (Indian licorice) is the source of this 1577-nucleotide messenger RNA. RefSeq names its product dr1-associated corepressor-like. NCBI's taxonomy places the organism in Eukaryota, Viridiplantae, Streptophyta, Magnoliopsida, Fabales, Fabaceae. Bases 387 to 1283 code for a protein of 298 amino acids. Gene Ontology annotation, biological process: regulation of DNA-templated transcription. The transcript is spliced from 8 exons. The record is from RefSeq and is a predicted model, not a curated record. Gene Ontology annotation, molecular function: protein heterodimerization activity. Gene Ontology annotation, cellular component: nucleus.